This is a messenger RNA of Lentinula edodes (shiitake mushroom), 576 nucleotides long. RefSeq lists its product as uncharacterized. The coding region runs from base 1 to 576 and encodes 191 amino acids. The record is from RefSeq and is a predicted model, not a curated record. The transcript has 6 exons. NCBI's taxonomy places the organism in Eukaryota, Fungi, Basidiomycota, Agaricomycetes, Agaricales, Omphalotaceae.
AUGAACCAGAGUGAUGCGAAUGGAAUUUUUGAGGUAAUAUUGCAUAUGCAAGGAGUACUCAAGGAUAAGAAACUUCCACCUAUUCGCAGUGGACUUGUCGGCCAGCAUGAAGAAAAGACUGCAACACCUAUGACAAUCCAUCACCCACAUACCUGGCCUGAAGAUAAUGGCCAUGAAGGGCACAACGGAAUGACCAAUGCUCGAGAUGUAGAGGCCCCAUAUAUGAAUCCAACCACGGUGAAUCCGGAGAUGGACAAGAAUGCCUUCAUCAAGAGAAUGAAUGCAACAAAUGGAAUGUUUGUAUAUGGAGAGGAGAAUGUAGUACUCUAUGGAGAAGAGUGGAUAGAUGCUACUGGACACAAAAAAACUGUCCGCAUACCACCUCAGAGACUGCACGUGGGUGAUAUAGUAUAUGUUGCCUUCAGUAGGGUCACAUUUGGAAGAGGAAGUGAGUUGAAGGCAAGAUUAUUACUUGGCAAUAUUACACUUUUGGAUGCAACUCACACAAAAAAAUGGCUCAAGGAAAAGGUUAAACCGCAGUCCCUGAAUAUCAGAAUGCAGCCAACCCUCAAGUGA